Yamadazyma jaroonii is the source of this 687-nucleotide messenger RNA. The record is from the annotation of a GenBank genome assembly. Lineage: Eukaryota; Fungi; Ascomycota; Pichiomycetes; Serinales; Debaryomycetaceae.
AUGACUCUAAAAGCUUAUACAGCAACAACUGGCAAUGGUUAUAAAUUGAGUGUCUUCCUUUCGUUAUUAAAUAUAGACCAUGAAAUGAUCCCGAUCGACCUUCUGAAAGGAGAAACUAAAGAACCGUGGUUUUUAGAACUUAACCCUAAUGGUAAGAUUCCUACCAUUAAGGAUGAGGCAGCUGAUAUUUCUCUUGGGGAAAGUGCCUCGUUAAUGGUUUACUUAGCUGAUACUUAUGAUAAAGAAAGAAAUUUUAGUUAUGCUCCAGGAACCAAGGAAUACUAUAAAUUGUUAGAAAUCAGUUUUUUUCAAAUGUCUUCUGUGGGACCUAUGCAAAAUAGAGCCACAUCCAUAGCCUUAUUUGAAAAAGGUCAACAUGUAGAAGAGUUCGAAAGAUUAUCUAAGGAAACCAGAAGGUUGUAUUCAGUCCUAGAAGAGUUUUUGAGAAGAAACCAAAAGGAUUACGGGUCAAAAUUCUUAGUAGGAGAUCACAUCUCCGUCGCUGAUGUUUUGUUCCUUUGCGUAGCAGUUUUCUUGCCUAUCAUGGGUAUUCCACUUACUGAUUUUCCCUUAAUCAAGGAUUGGGCCACCAAUUUGUUGGAGAUUCCUGAGAUCAAUAAAGGUUUCACUAUCCCUAACAUGCCUUACAUUUGGGAUGACUCGUUACCUCCUAUUGUCAAACCUUAG